Molecule: messenger RNA, 459 nt
Organism: Lycium barbarum (goji berry)
Lineage: Eukaryota; Viridiplantae; Streptophyta; Magnoliopsida; Solanales; Solanaceae
Exons: 1
Coding region: 1-459 (152 amino acids)
Molecular function (GO): zinc ion binding; nucleic acid binding
Source: RefSeq, a predicted model, not a curated record
AUGAGGUGUAUGCCCACUAAUCUAAGGCGUGAAAAAGGUCGUGGCUCCGGUCGUGAUCAUGGUCGUGGUCGUGAUAGUGAUCGUGGUCGUGGUCGUAGUUAUGAUAAUGGUCAAGGAAGAAAUAAUUUCCCUGGCGUUAAUCAUUCUUCAAAGAAAAAUUACUACCAAAAGGGGAAAAAUAAGGAUGAGGGGCAUGAAGUGCCAGAAGCACGUGACUUAGAAAAUAAAUGCUAUCGUUGUGGUGGAAGUGGACACUGGUCACGUACAUGUCGGACGCCAAAACACUUGGUUGAGCUUUAUCAAGCAUCAAUAAAAAGGAAAGAGAAAAAACCUGAAGCUAAUUUUAUCUCUGAAGAUCAAGUUGAUAUUACUCACUUGGAUGUUGUCGAUUUUUCCGAGCACACUGAAGGAAAAAUAGAUCACUUGAUUGGUGAUGGAUCUAUUGUUAAGAAUGAUUGA